Zingiber officinale is the source of this 618-nucleotide messenger RNA. RefSeq lists its product as uncharacterized. Bases 1 to 618 code for a protein of 205 amino acids. The transcript has 2 exons. The record is from RefSeq and is a predicted model, not a curated record. NCBI's taxonomy places the organism in Eukaryota, Viridiplantae, Streptophyta, Magnoliopsida, Zingiberales, Zingiberaceae.
AUGGUGGAGUUACAGGUGAGAUUGAGGAAAAAUGAAACAAUUGAUAAAGAAUUGCAGGCACAGAUUAAAAAUGAAACAUAUCGUUGGAGAGGGGUUUUGACAAGAAUUGUAGCAGUGGUAAAAUGUUUGGCUAAAAAUAUCCUGGCAUUCCAUGGAAAGAAUGAAAACUUGGAAGAUGGUUCAAAAGUGAAACAAUUGAAAGGGCUUGUUUCUUUUUUUGAGAAUUAUAGGGGAAAAGGAUUUGCAUCAGCCAUAAAUUCUGCUAAAGAAAUUGCUUCCAAUAUAGGAGUUGAUCCUGUAUUUCCUGAGCCACGACAAACUUCUAGAAAAAGACAAUUUGAUGAGAUUGCCAAUACUGAAAGAGAACCACAAAAAGCUGAAGAAUGCUUUAGGAUUGAUUAUUUUCUUGUUGUGGUAGAUAUUGCUCUUAUGGAGUUGACGAGUAGGUUUGAGCAAUUGAAUACUUUUGAAGAGAUGUUUGGAUUCUUGUUCGAUGGAGAACAGUUAAUGGCAUUGGAUGAAGAUGAUUUGAGAAAAUGUUGUGUGAAUCUUGAAUCUGCUCUAAAAAAGGAUGAUCUGUCUGAUAUUGAUGCAUACGAUCUACUUUUGGAAUUAUGA